CGUAUUUAAAGAAAAGGAUGAUGAAUGGGGAAAAGACACAAGGAAUUCUGCCAGAAGAUGAAACUCCAGACAUUCCACAUCUGCUCGUCUCUGCUCAUGUCAUUGCCGUUGCUCUGUCCUGAAGGAGGUCUGAGCUUCCCUCUGCAUCCCGUCUUACCUGAUUAUGAAGCUGCACUGAUCGAGGCCUGGGUGAAGCUGAUGGAGAAGGUGGAGAUGAUGGAAGCGGGCAGGAGAGCUCUCGGACCCUCUGUGAAACACCCGAUGGAGAUGACGUACUACAAGAGAGGAGAAGAAGAGGAAGACAUGGAUGAAGGUGCUAUACAACGAAAUGAAGUGCUCUCGUCCAUCGCCGGGGGUCUGCAAGCUUUCAACAGACAGAAAGGAGGCUUCGGAUUCCGUUUCGGGAGGAAGUGAUAAAGAAGGAAAGAAAAGAUGUGUGUUUGUAUAGGGAUUAGUACAUAUGUAUAUUUAUACAUAUAUAUUACAGUAUAUGAAUAUAUCUGUGUGUGUGUGUGUGUGUGUGUGUGUG
Molecule: messenger RNA, 529 nt
Organism: Tachysurus fulvidraco (yellow catfish)
Lineage: Eukaryota; Metazoa; Chordata; Actinopteri; Siluriformes; Bagridae
Product: pyroglutamylated RFamide peptide
Exons: 2
Coding region: 25-414 (129 amino acids)
Molecular function (GO): orexigenic neuropeptide QRFP receptor binding
Source: RefSeq, a predicted model, not a curated record